Messenger RNA from Aspergillus japonicus CBS 114.51, 1528 nucleotides. Its product is annotated as NAD(P)/FAD-dependent oxidoreductase. Gene Ontology annotation, molecular function: oxidoreductase activity. Bases 80 to 1312 code for a protein of 410 amino acids. The transcript is spliced from 2 exons. Gene Ontology annotation, cellular component: cytoplasm; late endosome. Gene Ontology annotation, biological process: retrograde transport, endosome to Golgi. The record is from RefSeq and is a predicted model, not a curated record. NCBI's taxonomy places the organism in Eukaryota, Fungi, Ascomycota, Eurotiomycetes, Eurotiales, Aspergillaceae.
CGGACAUAUACCUGCGACAGAAUCGCCAAUCGUGGCUUCACUAAGAACUAUAGGCUCUAGAUUCGCGCCAUAUCGCAGGAUGUCCACCAGCAGCGAGCGCCGUGAGAUUAUCAUUGUGGGCGGUGGUAUCAUCGGAUGCUGCUCAGCUUACUACUUGACCCGCCAUCCGUCCUUUGACCCAUCUCGCCACUCGGUGACUCUCAUUGAAGCAACCGAGAUCGCAGGAGGGGCGUCGGGAAAAGCUGGUGGUCUUCUGGCUUUAUGGGCCUAUCCGAGCAGCAUCGUGCCGCUGAGUUACAAGUUGCACGCCGAACUGGCCAAGGAGCAUAAUGGCAAGGAUCGAUGGGGGUAUCGUGAAGUCAACUGUGGGCAGCUUAUCAUUGACGGUAGACGAUUGCCUGAAAAGAAAGAGCAAAGCGGGGGGAAAUCAGAAGAGUCCGUGUCGCUGCAGAAACGAAGCGCCGCUGCCUUGGAGAAGCUGAAGUCUGCUCGAGUGCCGAAAGACCUGGAUUGGAUUGAGCCUGAGCUUGUGAGAGGCUAUGAGAGCAUGAGUGAUCCUGGAGAGACAGCCCAGGUUCAUCCUUACCUGUUUACCACUUCCAUCGCCAAGCUAGCUGAGGAAAGUGGUGCAAAGAUCACCCUGGGAUCGGUUACUGGCAUCAACUACUCCGAGGACGCUGUCCAGUCGGUGACCUAUACUGACAAGAAGACCGGAGAACCACAGACCAUCUCUGCAACUGAUGUCAUUGUUGCUGCUGGUCCCUGGACGAGGGCCAUCCUGCCGGAAGCACCCAUUUCGGCGACUCGUGCCCACAGUGUUGUGAUCCGGCCCCAAGAGCCGGUCAGCGCAUAUACCCUUUUCACCAACAUUGCGCUUCCGGCCAACUUUGAUCCAACCAAGCCUUCCCGUCCAGAUGUGGCAAGUCCAGAGAUCUAUGCUCGUCCGGACGCCACAGUCUACGCCUGUGGUGAAGGUGAUCAAACUGUUCCCCUGCCGCCGACGUCCGCCGAGGUCGAGGUUGACGAGGUGCGAUGCCAAGAGAUCAUCAACCAGGUCGGCAGUAUAUCUGAUCACCUUCGCAAAGGAGAGAUCUGCGCGCGACAGGCUUGCUACUUGCCAAAUGUGGCUGCUGCUCGUGGGGGCCCCAUGAUCGGCCAUACGGGUACGAAGGGAUUGUAUCUAGCCGCUGGUCACACCUGCUGGGGCAUCCAGAACGCGCCUGGCACUGGUAAGCUCAUCAGCGAGUUCGUCUUCGAUGGGGAGGCUAAAAGCGCACGCAUCAGAGCGCUUGACCCGAGAGAAUACUUUUGAAGGAGGCAUAGAUACAUAGAGAAGGCGAAUAAAGUAGAUAAAUCACUAGUUGCCUUCUUCUAUAUGCGUAACUCAGCCUGCAGAGGUACUAGCGCAGGUACGUCGUACCUUGGCCCAGCGGCCGCGGCAUUGCGGAGCUUGGGCCACGUAAGUUGCGGAGCGGAAGAGCGGCCGAUGCUCCUGCAGAUUAAAUGACAGAUAGUUAUUUCACACUGC